Portunus trituberculatus (swimming crab) is the source of this 5123-nucleotide messenger RNA. Its product is annotated as DNA topoisomerase 2-binding protein 1-like. The coding region runs from base 376 to 4620 and encodes 1414 amino acids. The transcript has 19 exons. The record is from RefSeq and is a predicted model, not a curated record. Lineage: Eukaryota; Metazoa; Arthropoda; Malacostraca; Decapoda; Portunidae. Gene Ontology annotation, biological process: DNA replication initiation; mitotic DNA replication checkpoint signaling; mitotic G2 DNA damage checkpoint signaling.
UGGGUAUGGGGCAGGGUGGCAGUGUGGCGCCUCCCGCCCGGGCCAUCCGCCCUGCGCCUCCUCCCGCCAAGCUGAAGUCCCGCCACCCUAUCAGCUGAUGUUAUUGGAGGCCGCGUCGUCUGUGGCUACCCAAAUACUGUUAUUCAUUCAUCCAUCCACCCCCCACUUCCCCUCAAUGAAGCUGUAUAUCUUCUGAAGAAAGAAGAAACGUGUAAGGCUCCCAGGCUGCACCAUAGGGCACGUGUAGCCUGUGUACCGCGGCGGCCCAGCAGGUGGUAACACAUGAAGAUGAAAGAGCUUAGUAUCCUUGGCUGGCAUUAGUGUUAAGACAGACUCCGACUCGUCUACUCAUGCAGUUUCCAAGUUCCCCAGGGCAUGAUGGAGGCCAGCAUAUGCUCACAGGACAAGAACGUGAACCUGUAUUUUGUGCGGCCGGCUGAGGGGACCUCCUCCUCUUGCCUCCUCUCUGCUUAUGAGGCAUGUGAAAAAUUUAAGUCCAAGUGGAUCUCGGCUGACAAGUGCCUGCAGCUGCGCCCCGCCAAGCAGGAUGUGUUUGUCUGUGAUCCGUUUGAGGGCAAGGCCUUUGUGCAUCUCACCUCGGGCUUCAAGUGUGUCACUGUGGGGCCGCGGUGCAUCUUGUCCUGCCUGCACCGCCAGGAGGCCAUCCCACAGCUGCCAUCCCCGAUCCACAAUAUAGCCAUGCUGGGCCUCGUGAUCACCACCACCGGGUUCUCGAAUGCCAAGAAGGAUGAGCUGAAGACCCUUGUGGAGCGCAUGGCUGGCAUCUACUCGGCUGACUAUCACCUCGGAGUCACCCACCUGGUGGCUAAUGAGGUGGGCAGCAAGAAAUACCAGGUGGGAGUGGAGCAGGAGAUCCCCAUCAUGACUGGGGAGUGGGUGUAUGCAGUGUGGCAGGCCGUGGUGAAGGACCACACUCAGCACAUCAUGGCCACGGAUGAACGCUUCCUCUCCCACACAUGUCCAGUGCUUCAUGGCAUGGUGGUGUGUGUCUCUCAGCUGGACCGAGCCACCAAACUUACUCUCAAGGGAAUUAUUGAGGAGAAUGGUGGGACAUACUCUGCCAUGCUAGAAAUGUCCAAAACCUCCGUCCUCAUUGUGUCUGCUCCUGAGGGUGAAAAAUACUCACAUGCAUGCAAGUGGCGAAUCAAGUGCCUGACCCAAGACUGGAUCUAUGACUCGGUGCAGCGCGGCCAUGCACUCACCAUGGAAGGCUACGAGGUGAAGAAGCAGAAGCUCUCCACACCAGUCAGCAGUCAGGCAAACACCACGCUGCCCCCAGAAGUGUCUCAGUGCAGUGCCAUCAACGGUGAGAGUGCACUGCUCAAGACCAGCGUGGAUGAAACAGCAGCAGAUGCAAAUGAGACAGUGUCCAAGGAGAGGAAGCAGACAUUAUCUAAGGAAGUGAACCUUGGACUUGAAGCUGUGGAGAACCUGGACCUGCAGGAAGCACAGCGGGCCGGCCUCUUCCUUGAUGGCUGCAAGAUCUUUCUCUCAGGCUUCACCAAUACACACCUGGAGAAGCUGCGGCGCGUCCUCAACUUUGGUGGCGCGACGAGGUUCAACCAGCUGACUGAGGCGGUGUCCCACAUGGUUAUUGGUAAACCCGUGGAGGAGCACCUGAGCCUGGUGAGGGAAUGGAGCACUAGGCCUCAUUUGGUGUAUGGCCGAUGGGUCACAGAGAGCAUCAAGCUGAGACGGCCUGCAGAUGAGUCACAAUUCACCCACCCACUGGAGGAGGAGGCAGUGGUGGAAGAGGUAAAGCGACCCCAGCACUCCGCCACCUCCCACACCAAUCCUGAAGGGUCCCUGGAGGAGGAUGAUGUGCUAAGGCAAUACUUGAAGCCAGGACACACCAGCAAUGCAAAUUUAACCCCCAGUACAGCUCCCAGUGACUCCCAGGAUCAGCGGGUCACCAGGAUAUUCUUGAACAAAACAUUCACGGUGUCUGGAUAUUCGGAGGAGCUGGAGGAGACACUGACAGAGAUGGUGGAGGAUGCAGGGGGCCAGGUGGUAACUUUGAGUUACCCCGGCCCUGUGCACUACUCCCUGGUCACUCCGGAGGGCCAGUGCCACCCUAAGACAGAGGAAGUGGUGUCCCAUUACUUCCUGGAGGACUGUGUUAAUGCAAAGAGGCUUCUUCCUGUGGAGUACUACCAUGUGCCUCUCAUCCUGCCGGGGGAUGCUUAUCCCCUGGAGGAGUGUUGUAUCACCAUCUCCACCUACACCAAGAAUGAGAGACUCUUCUUAGAGAACCUGGCAACCCUCCUUGGCGCACGGAGCCAAGAAAUGUUUGCCAAGAAGCCCAAGCCAGACAAGGGCAUAGUAUCCUCCACACACCUGGUCUGUCCCAAGCCCACUGGAAACAAAUACCAGGCAGCCAAGAAGUGGGGUGUGCCGUCUGUUUCUGCUGACUGGCUCAUCGAGUGCUCCAGGGUAGCCAGGAAGGUGCCUGAGGCAGACUUUGCUGUGGACCAAUCUGAUUGCCGUAAAGUGGAUAAGAAGAAGAUUUUUAGGGAUCAUUUAGGUGCCAUGCUGGAGAGGAAACAGGUGGAGAAUGGAAGAGAGCCACCAUCACCGGACACCAGAAGGAGCAAUAGUUCUGGUUCCCGCACUCCAUCACCUGACUGCUUGCUGCGAGCUCACACUGUUGCAGAAAUACACACAGUCCCACGGCUAUCAACAAACCACAAUGAGAAAAAUACUGAGCCCUCCAUGCCUGCCUCCAGACCAGACCUGCCCAAGCUGUCAUCCACCACCAGAAGUAAGGUGAGGGAGAUCAGUGACUCCUUCAGCACCUCUCCACCACCACCACCUGCUAUCUCCACUGAAACUCCAGGCAGGGAAUUCUAUAGAAAGUUUUACGAAGACAUCAAGGAGACGAUGAGGAAAUACAAGAGGAAAACACCGUUGCAGCUGCAGGAGGGCAGGUCACAGGUCUCCACUGCACAGGAGAGUCAGGAAACAAACUCACAGAACAGGAAAGAACAGACAGAGGAGGAAAAAUGUGAUGGGCCACUGAAAGGAGUGGUGGUUUGUUCCUCUCGUAAGUUCAUAGACCAGUGGAAGGAGAUGGACCAGGUGGUGACUGAGCUGGAUGGCCAAUUCUUGCACAGUUAUGGUCUGGAGGUCACCCACUUCCUCUUCCAGGGGCGCUCUAAUGACCUCAACAAGGAGUUCCGUAGGGCCAAGCAAGAUGGGAAGAUUGUUGUGUCCCCCGAUUGGCUGUGGCUGUGCCAGGAGAAAGGAAUAAGAGUGGAUGAGGAGUUGUUUCCUCACACAUACAACCCCAACAUGAGCUUGCCUCUUACUGGGGGCAUGAGGUCCCCCAAGAGCAAAAACAGUCUGAAGAGGAAGUAUCCAGAGGAAGGAGAGGAGGUGGAGGAGGAAUCUUCACAGCAGCAGGAGAAGCAGCAGCAGCAGCUGGAGAGUAAACCAGAGAGUGAAUCAGAUCAGGAGAAAGAAAAACUGUCCAAGCAGCUGGAGGAGAUAGGAGCACUGGCCCAAGUGAGUGGGAAGAGGAGUGGUGUAGGGAGAGGAAGGACCAAACCCCCAGGAGAGUGGUGCCGACCUACUGCUGCAAGACAUGUUGAUAUUGAGACACAGCCAAUUUCUGGAGAAGAACCUGAGUCCCAAAGCACAGGCAUCACCUGGGAGGACCCUGUGGAGCGUGAGGCAAGACUUCACCUGUGGAAUCAGCUUGGUGGAAGCACUGAAGACAUGAUGGAACAGAACCAGGACCAAGACCAGCAGGAGAGUGUAGAGGAAGAAACUAAAGAAGAGGACAAAGUGAGACAUGAGAAAGUUAAAGAGAAGGCAGCACCUGCCUGUAAUGAACUUCUUGAAAUGGUGAACAAGCCUUCUAGCAGUUUGACACCUGUGUUUGUGUUGGUUGGGAUGUCUGAGGAGAAGCGACAACACUACAGCAAAAUAGUGCAGGAACUGGGCGCCACCAUCACCCUCGGCCCCACCUUUAACCCAGAGAUCACCCACCUGGUGGCUGAGACACUGUCCCGCUCAGAGAGGACGCUGGCUGCCAUUGCUUCCGGCAAGUGGGUGUUGCACGACUCGUACCUGGACCACUCCUUCCAGGAGGGACACUUCCUCCAGGAGGAGCUGUAUGCAUGGGGAAAUCCAGCAGCCCAGCACCUGCCUCCACUCCAGCCAGAGAACACACGUGUCCAGCUUGCCAAGGCUGCCUGGCGCUGGAGGUGUGCCAUCAAUGGGUCAGAUGGUCGCAUGUGCCAGCAGCCCUUCCAGCACAUGGUGGCCCUCGUGCUCUCCAGCAAGGACCGGGUGGGAGCCUUCACCCGCAUGAUCAAGGCCGGCGGGGGAGAGGUGGUGACGGCCAGCCCUCCAUACGGGGACUUGCAGGGCAUCACGCACUUCUUUGUUGAGAUGGACAAGACCACAGAGAAGGUGGACAUUGAGGCCUUCGUGGGGAGGGGAAUCCCAUGCCUCAAACCCAUCUUUAUCAACAACUACCUGAUCAUGGAUCCGCUGCCUGAAGAGGAGGACCACUACAUCUCUCAGUACAAAGACUUGUUGCUCUCCAUGAGUGGUCACAACCAGAGUGGUGUGAAGCGACUGCGAAGAGAGUGAUCCUCAAGACCGAUGGCACAAGUCAGGUGACUCCAAACUCUUCACUACUCAGGUCGCAGUAUUUGUUUUACACUUUUAUGUUAAAUAUUUGUGUCUUUUAAGUCACAAGUAAGGUGUUUGGGAACAGUUACAAAGAGAGAAUGUUGUGCAUACUAUGAGAAGUUUCAUAUGAUACAAAAAAACAUUAAGCUUUAAGUGAAAGAAUAUUUGACCAACAGGCCAGGCCUUUAACAUUAGUGGCCUUGUUGUUGUAGCAAUAGUUAUAACAAUGUGUUGAAUGGACAGGCACUGGACAUACCAAUAAUUGUCCAGCUGCAUGACAGAGUUCAGAUGGGAAUCAUUUAUCUUUUAUUCUUAUUGUAAGCCACUGUUGACCAGAUAGAGACUAUAACAAGACAGAUGUUGCCUGGAUGGUAUUGUUUGGAGAUCUUUGCAUAGAUGAUAUAUGUGUAUAUUUUUUACUGAAGACAAAAAAUACAAUAAAGGAUUUUUAAUCAUUGUGU